Molecule: messenger RNA, 707 nt
Organism: Gossypium raimondii (Peruvian cotton)
Lineage: Eukaryota; Viridiplantae; Streptophyta; Magnoliopsida; Malvales; Malvaceae
Product: 16.6 kDa heat shock protein
Exons: 3
Coding region: 26-460 (144 amino acids)
Biological process (GO): protein folding; response to salt stress; response to heat
Source: RefSeq, a predicted model, not a curated record
AGAGUUUAAAAGGUUGCAGCCUCUCAUGGAAAUCACUUAUGAAGAAUUUGAGCCUUUCUGCAAAUGGAAAAGAGAGCCAAAUAGUGAUACCCUUGAGAUACAUCUUCCGGAAUUUAAAAGGCAGCAAUUGCGAGUUCAACUGAGCAGUUCUGGGAACCUAGUGAUCAGUGGAGAACGUGAAUCGGACUCCGACGGAAAAAAAGGAAACCGAUUCCGGAGAGAAUUUAAAGUUUCAAACGAAAUAGAAGCAAACCAAAUACGAGCACAGUUCUGCAGUGGCAUUCUUUACGUGAUAAUGCCAAAGCGAAGCACAGCUGCAGCUGCAGGUGUGGAUGUUAAAGCUUCAACAAUGAAUUGGAAUAAAAGGUUGGCCAUGGAAAUCAUCGUAGCAGUUUCGUCGGCAGUGGCUGUGGGAGUUUAUGUAACCAAAUAUUGCCAAUGUUCUCAUCUUGGGAGCUAAGUAAUUUAAUUUCUACAAGCCCCAAAAAAAUAAAAGCCCAGGCUCCGAGCCCUACUUGGAAAACGAAGAUAUUAAAAACAAAAUCACAAUCACCUAACCAAACCGACGAAGAAGCCCAAUUGGAAGGGCUGAGUAUCAGCGCUUCACUAGCAUACAAUUGACCAACAUCUUAGAAGCGGGACUGAUGGUCAAAUCCAUCGUUGCAUCGAUUCGUGGGUCCGAUCAUUUCAGAUAAUUUAAUUAAAUA